Messenger RNA from Drosophila grimshawi, 1385 nucleotides. RefSeq names its product L-lactate dehydrogenase. Gene Ontology annotation, biological process: carboxylic acid metabolic process. The transcript has 4 exons. Gene Ontology annotation, molecular function: L-lactate dehydrogenase (NAD+) activity. The coding region runs from base 135 to 1133 and encodes 332 amino acids. Lineage: Eukaryota; Metazoa; Arthropoda; Insecta; Diptera; Drosophilidae. Gene Ontology annotation, cellular component: cytoplasm. The record is from RefSeq and is a predicted model, not a curated record.
AGCACAAAACAGUUCGCAACGAGCACGCAAAGUGAACGGAACGUCGACGACCUCAACGCAAAUAGAGGCGCCAAAAAUAUCCAGUGAAACAUUUUCAAGUGCAACAACAACAACAACAAAACCCAGCAAUAACGAUGACCACCGUUAAGGAAAGCCUCUUGGCUCAGGUAGCCGAAACUUUGCCCAGCUCCGGGCACAAGAUCACCGUUGUGGGCAUCGGCAUGGUGGGCAUGGCCAGCGCCUUCAGUAUUCUCGCCCAGGGCGUCUCCAGGGAGGUCUGCCUCAUCGAUUGCUGCACCGACAAGCUGCAGGGCGAGCUCAUGGAUCUGCAGCAUGGCUCCAACUUCCUGAAGAACCCACAGAUCACGGCCAGCACCGAUUAUGCUGCCUCGGCCAAUUCCCGUCUGUGCAUCGUCACCGCCGGCGUCCGCCAAAAGGAGGGCGAGUCUCGUCUGUCCCUCGUUCAGCGCAACACCGAUAUUCUCAAGAGCAUCAUACCUAAACUGGUCGAGAACAGUCCCGAUUGCAUUUUGCUGAUGGUCUCCAAUCCCGUUGACAUCAUGACCUAUGUGGCCUGGAAGCUGUCCGGUCUGCCCAAGAAUCGUGUCAUUGGCAGCGGCACCAAUCUGGAUUCAUCCCGUUUCCGUUUCCUGAUGUCGCAGCGUCUGGGCGUGGCACCCACCUCCUGCCACGGCUGGAUUAUUGGCGAGCACGGCGAUAGCUCUGUGCCCGUCUGGUCGGGUGUUAAUAUUGCCGGCGUGCGUUUGCGCGAGCUGAACCCAACCAUUGGCACCGGCUCGGAUCCGGAGAAGUGGAAUGAGCUGCACAAGCAGGUCGUCGAUUCGGCCUACGAGGUCAUCAAGCUAAAGGGUUACACCUCGUGGGCAAUUGGUCUCAGCACUGCCUCCCUGGCAUCGGCCAUCUUGCGCAACACCAGCAGCGUGGCAGCUAUCUCCACAUCCGUUAUGGGUGAACAUGGCAUUGAUAAGGAUGUGUUCUUGUCGCUGCCCUGCGUCCUGAAUGCGAAUGGUGUCACCUCUGUGGUCAAGCAGAUUCUCACCGACACCGAGGUGCAGCAGCUGCAGAAGUCUGCCAAUAUUAUGUCUGAGGUUCAGGCCGGUCUACAGUUCUAAAUAUAACUAGCUAAACUAAACAAAAAAAAAAUAAGUAGAUCACACAUACACACUCACACCGAGCAGAACUAAUUUUAGUCAAAUUUGAAGUUCAAUUUGGAUUUGGGAGGACCAGUGAAGCAGAAAGUAUUCUUGACUACCAAAAUGAUUUGAUUUUUUAGUCGAUUUCUCAUCUUUAUUUAUUAUUCAUAACUCUUUUUGUGUUUGUUACAAAUAAAUUGUAAACAAUUUAGUUUUAUUUUAAAAAUGAAA